Coccomyxa subellipsoidea C-169 is the source of this 1230-nucleotide messenger RNA. RefSeq lists its product as hypothetical. Lineage: Eukaryota; Viridiplantae; Chlorophyta; Trebouxiophyceae; Coccomyxaceae. The record is from RefSeq and is a predicted model, not a curated record. The transcript is spliced from 10 exons. Gene Ontology annotation, cellular component: membrane. Bases 1 to 1230 code for a protein of 409 amino acids. Gene Ontology annotation, molecular function: xenobiotic transmembrane transporter activity; antiporter activity. Gene Ontology annotation, biological process: transmembrane transport.
AUGCAGCCCAGGGACAUCGUCAGUGCCGACUUUUGCAUGAAAAGCGUGGACGCUGCAAUCGCCUCUCUGGCCCUGCCGGCAUUGGCAACACUUGCAGCAGAUCCUCUUGCGUCCCUCAUUGAUAUCGCCUAUCUUGGACACCUUGGUUCCCUGCAGCUAGCCUCUGUGGGGGUAGCCCUGUCCAUAUUUGGGACAGUCACCAAGCUGCUGAACAUCCCUCUCCUGAGCGUCACGACCAAUGUUGUAGCAACGGCUGUAGGGAGCGAUGCAGAUGACAAGGAUGCGCAGAUUGGGCUUGCAGCAUCCACAUCACUGCUCAUUGCAGUUCUGGUCAGCCUUGCAGAGGGAGCGGCACUGGUGGUGCUGGGUGGGAAUGGUCUGUCACUCUGGGGAGUCAGUCCGGGGUCGCCCCUGCGCUAUGAUGCACUGGACUUCCUGCAGAUAAAGGCGCUCGGGGCCCCAGCAACAUUGCUUCUUAUGGUUGCUCAGGGUGCAGCUGCUCUGUGGCUUAUUGCGUCCUUGAGCAGGAAGUAUUCCCUUAGUCUUGCCGGCAGAUCAGCCAUGGCUAGCUUGUCUUCAUUUCUGGGACCGACAGGGCUGUUAGCAUUGCGCACAGUGGCCAUAUCUGGCACAUUUGCGUUGGCCACAUCCCUGGCUGCGCGCUCCGACCUGGCUCAUGCAGCUGCACACCAGAUCUGCCUCCAGCUGUGGCUGGCUUCCUCGCUGCUGGCGGACUCUCUGGCAGUGGCCGCACAGACUCUGCUGGCACAGGGUCUGGCUGCCAACGAGCUGGAGAAAAUUGCAGAGAGAACGCUGCAGCUGGGGGUGGCACUGGGUGUGUCUCUGGCGACAGUGCUGGCCCUGACGAGCGGUGCCCUGCCCCAGCUGUUCACGCGCGACCCGGCAGUCAUUGCAGCUAUCGGCAACAUAUUCCCCUGGGUCAUCCUGUCACAGCCCAUCAAUGCACUGGCUUUUGUGUGGGACGGCGUUCUGUACGGGGCUGGAGGCUUUGAAUAUGCCGCCAAGGCAAUGGCUGUUUGUGCGACACCCGCGGUGGGCUGCAUGCUGUUGGCAUUGUUAGCACCUGGAGCGCCAGAUUUGGAGCUGGGCGCUGUCUGGCUGGGUCUAAUUGUGCUGAUGAGCAUGCGCUCCAUAACCAUUUACAUCCCUUGGAAGCUGCAGCGGAGUCCCUUUGACAGAUUCUUUGGAAAAGCGGUGAGGAACCUGUAG